AUGAGCUUACCUGGAGCAUCGUCGCAGUCUCCGGAUGAGAUGGCCAAUUUCACUCUUCUCAGUCCUGCAGCUGCCCCGAUCCUAGCCCCGCGGCUGGGAAAUUUGGCCUUUGCGGGCAGAAAAGCCAUCUCGACGCCCAAUUACAUUCCGCUAACGUCGCGAGGGGCUGUACCUCAUAUUGCGCAUGAUGUUAUGCGCGAUGAGACUGCGAUCGGCAGCCUGUUUAUUGGUCUCGAGGAUUACGCUGACGAUGUUCGAUGCCCACUGGGGCUCAGAUCAGUCAUAGAAAAGCAAGCGCAUACAGGACCGCUCCGGAAGGGAACCCCGCCGAUAUACAAUGUGCCAACUGCGCCGCAUGAAUCGGCCUUGCGCAAGUUCAUCAGUCUUCCUGAGGAUUUCCUGCUCAUUCUCGGUCCGCGACGGGUGCCUUCGAUCGUCUGUCCCCCCAAUAACACGCCUAAUUCAAUCUCCAUAUUGACGUCGGUCGGGUUCAGGCAGCUAGAGGCUGGUGAGUAUGUGGAAGCAGUACAGAGGCUACGGCCGGACAUCGUGGUGGGACUAGCAGACUUGGUCCAGGGACAAACUCCCGGCUCGAAGAGGAGGGCAAAGAUGGCUGAUAGAACCCAUGCAUUUACUUCGCAUGCAACGGAGCAGCUCUAUGGUCGAACAGUACCAGAAGAAAGUCGGCCAAAAUCAGCAUACUUUGCGCCGGUGCUGCCCCUUGAGAAUACGCAGCAAUCGCUAUACCUGGCUGAUCUCGAGCAUGGGCUGCGCCCUCACAUCUCCGGUCUCGCAUUAUACGAGUCGGCAUCGCUAUCGAUUCUCCCGGAGAGAUUAGGCAAUCUACCCCGGCUACUCUUCAGUGAUCCAGCUACACCACACGACAUCCUGCGUCAGGUAUCUCUCGGCGCCGAUGUUUUCACCGUUCCUUUCCUGGGCGCUACCUCGGACGCUGGGAUAGCCUUGGAUUUCACUUUUCCAGCCCUUGCUUACCCAUCCACAGCGGAGACGAUUGCAAGCGAACCUCGACCUCUCGCAUUUGACCUGUGGUCGUCUUCGUACAAAGUAGACACAGCACCCUUGAACGCGUCCUGCGAGUGCUACACAUGCAAAAACCACCACCGCGCAUACAUCCACCAUCUACUAUCCGCAAAGGAAAUGCUCGCAUGGACAUUACUCCAGAUCCAUAACCACCACACCAUGGACAAGUUCUUCUCCGCUAUCAGAGAGAGUAUCGAGCGAGGAACCUUCGACACAGACGCCGAUACGUUUCACCGGAUCUAUGCCCCAGAAUUACCAGAGAAAACCGGCCAGGGCCCCAGACUCCGUGGCCACCAACUCCCCGCUGCUGGACCUCACCAACCCCGACGCUUCCCUCGCGUGUAUGGUCGCCUCGAUGACGCGGCGGAGAAAUUCGCAGAGUCGGAAUCGUCCAUUGCCACGCCAGAUACGGGCGCUGAUGGACUAGAAGCACAUGGCUUUGCGCAGAAAACCUCCUCUUAG
Aspergillus thermomutatus is the source of this 1503-nucleotide messenger RNA. RefSeq names its product tRNA-ribosyltransferase family protein. The transcript is spliced from 3 exons. The record is from RefSeq and is a predicted model, not a curated record. Bases 1 to 1503 code for a protein of 500 amino acids. Lineage: Eukaryota; Fungi; Ascomycota; Eurotiomycetes; Eurotiales; Aspergillaceae. Gene Ontology annotation, molecular function: tRNA-guanosine(34) queuine transglycosylase activity.